Cherax quadricarinatus is the source of this 3051-nucleotide messenger RNA. The record is from RefSeq and is a predicted model, not a curated record. NCBI's taxonomy places the organism in Eukaryota, Metazoa, Arthropoda, Malacostraca, Decapoda, Parastacidae.
GUUAUCCUGGUGGUCGACAUUUGAGUGAGCGCGAUCUUCCAUCUAAAGUGCUCAGUGAGCACAAUCAGGAUCCCCCUGCACCCUCUCAUCUUCACCAAGCCCCUCGUAUGCAAGCAUCGAAAUCUGUCCCCUCACUUAACAGUGAAGCAGGCAGUAGUGUAGGAGGGAAGCCAGCUUCUCUCGAGGUGUUCAACCCUUCAUACUCCCGUACCUCUUCCAAUACCUCGCUGUCACAGCCUCCGAACCCUCAGUUUUCUCAUCACCCUCAUCACCAUCAACAGCCACAGCAGCAGCAGCAGCAGCAACAGUUGCCACCACCACAGCAGCAGCAACAGCCCCCAGUCCGCUCCAGGUCAACCCAAAAUUUGAGUGAUGGAAGCUAUCCUGGUCUUGUUGGCCGUCAUCCAAGUAACCCCAGCCUUGUGGUGGAAGAGGAACGCUACUACCAGAAUGUGAACUUUCAUCAAGGCCCCCAAGACUCGCGCAUGGGGUCAAUACGUACUCGUCCAAUACAGGCACUACCAAUGAGUUCUCCAGCAUCACAAGACUCUUCCGAGCAUGUGCGACCUGAUCCUCGGGCAGACCAUCGACCAGCUUCGGCUUUCUUGCAGCGAGAAGAUUUAAUACAGCACAGAUCAGAAUUACACCGUCCAGCCUCUCAGCGUGAACUUCGUGCUGACGCAAAGAUGCUAGAAAUGACAGAAGAAGUGCGACGACGAGAGGAACGGGCACGACAUAAUGGCCAUCCACCAUCAUCUCUGCCACACCGAUCCAGCCAGAACCAGCCACCUCACCACGUGCCAAAUUCUAUCCCUACUGCAAGUACUCCCUUCUCACCUGAUGGUUACAAUGGCAUACAGGGUUUACCAAAUCAACAUACUGCUUAUCACCAUACUCAGUCACAACCACUUAGUCCACAGGGCACAGUGACAGGGCUCCAGCAGAUUCCUAGGCAUGCCCAUCCACAAUAUAGUACGCAUGGACAAAAUUUAUCCAGUAAGCUUCCUCCUCCAACAGCCCCCAAACCAAAAUCACAGUCUGGAUCCCAGGGUUCUGUAUUACCUGAAGCUCCAGAGAAACCCUCACGGCAGUUUGGAUAUGAAGGAAGUAAUUCAGUUGAUGGACCUCCAAGACCGCCACCACCAGAGGAAGGGUAUAGAGAAUCUCCUCCACCACCACCACCCCCUACUUCAACUCAUCCUCUUCUUCAGGGCAACCGACCUGCUUCCACUGUAGGCCCUUCAAGUCAGUUACCUAGUAAAUCAGCCUUCAACAAGACCAGUCCAUGGGAUAGAGAACAAAAGGAACUGCAUGAUCGCCGCCGGCGUGAAGCUGCUCGUCAUUGGCGUGAUGAACAGAUUUCAUCGCUGGAAAGUUUGCCUGUGCGCACAUCUCAGCAGGACGAAAGACUACGAACGCUUCGCUUGGAAAGGGAAUUUCAGCGUCGUGCAGAAGAAGCCCUUACAAAUGAAGAUGAGGAUGAAGAUGAUGGUGAUGAUGAUGACGAUGAUGAUGUUGAGGUUUCAAAUGAUAAUGAAGUUAGUCUGAGACAGGGCUCUCAGGAUAGCAUAAUCAGAGAAUAUAGUAAACCUUCAAGUACUGCCUCAAUCAUCACUUCUGGGCAAGAGUCACGGAUGAAUGGUGGGGGACCUGCUGAUGAAGAGCGUGCAAGAAAAGUAGAUGAGAUACGAAGGAAACAACAAGAGUUGGAAGCUGCAAGGGAAGUUGAAGAACGUCUCUUGCGGGAGGCACAACGUCGGCAGCAAGAAGAACAAAUGCGGCGUUUUCAGCAGCAACACCAAGAACAGCAACAGCAGCAACUUCAGCAGCAACAACUUCAGCAGCAACAACUUCAGCAGCAACAACUUCAGCAGCAACAACUUCAGCAGCAACAGCUUCAGCAGCAACAACUUCAGCAGCAACAGCUUCAGCAGCAACUUCAACAGGGAGCUGCUCCUCAGCAUCCACUCUAUCAACAUCAGCACCAUGCAACACAAAGGCUCGACACUCUUGUUGCUACUCCAUUCCACACACAGUAUAGCAAUGGUCCAAUAAAUGGGAUAAGAGGGUCCCAUAAUAGUUAUCCAGACAAAACUGGAAUCAGUGAAGUCAGCCAUCGUUUAGACACUGGAACAGCUGCAGCACAGCACAGCCCUAUUCCACCAGAACGAGGCUCUUCCUAUUCCAUAAUGCAACAACAAACAACAGUGACUACACAGCCAGGAACAAAUAAUCGUUACAAGGGUCAGGAAGUAUCAUCUGCAACUAUCAAGCGUGUACAGUUCUCCGAGACCACAGCAGUAGAUGCUCACAUCACUUAUGACAAUAAUGCAAACCAAGAAAAAACACCACGGCAGGACCCUAAUAACUUCAUCAAUGAGGCAGAAACUCUCAUGAACUCGUCACCCACUCGCAUUGCUGGAGGUAGCACACCAGGUGUGAUUGGGGCUCAGGAAGUAUAUAGGUAAGGCUAACCUUCCAGACUUACAGAUUUCAAGGCAUAGUCCUGACCUCUUGUUACUUGCAAGCUUGACAUUUUAUUCUCAGAAUUUCUGUAUACUGUAUAUCGAAGGUGAAACCAUAGUGAUUAACACAGCUGCAGCAAAUCAACUGUAUUGCCAGUUCAACAGUUAAACUUCUUACUGUAAUCCCUCUUUUUUCAUAAAUUAUUACCUCUCGAUGGAGCUUCCUUGAUGCUAGCAAGAGGCUCUUGAUCCAAGGAAUUGAACCUGAUCUCCCCUACCCUGGAUAGAACCUGAUCGACUCCUAUUACCUUAGGUGCUGUACAUUUCUAAUGGUUAAAAGUUUUCCCAUUUCCCCCAUGAAUAUAAUAGUCAUAUGAGGUAUCUAUUUUUGGAACUUUGCUGUCUAAUGCCUCACUUUGAAAAGUAAAUUGUUUACAAUAAUUGUUCUACUUCAGAUAGUUGUAAAUAUUUAAGAAAAAAAGCUCGUUUAAAACUUAUUUUAAAGCUCAAAUAACCCACAAAUAAAGGAGAAACUUUAAGACAUCUGUCCAUUGUCUCAGCUUUUCAGUGUAAGUGUGGCUUAUUU